GCGUUUGGGAGGCAACAGUUCAGGGCUCAUGGCAGACAACCGUGGCCGCGUUCCGACCCCAGUGGUCACGACCCAAGUCGAUGCGGGAUCGUCAUCGCGCACGAACCGACAUGCGUGGAGCUUUGUUCAGAUGAACAUGAGUCUGCUCCCCAUUGCGCGGCCGCUGCCCGUGCACACAAGUCCGUCGUCGUUGUUGCAGAAGAAAAAGGCAUUGAAAUGCAAACCUCGCACUCCGAGCAAUCACGCUGCCGACAAACCCGCCAGCAUUAGUCCACGUCGGCAAGGGGAGCUGAUGCCGCAAGAGCCAUCGCCGCCCAUGCGAACCCUUCGGGAACUUGUGCUCCGUCGACAAGACGAGUCAGCGUCGUCGUCGACUUCGUUUGUACCCCGCCUUCUCAACCACCGUCCGCGAUGUUUCAGCGACGAUUGUGGAGACACGAAUCCUGACCGUGUCCACCUCCACCACCAGCACGACCGCGGCUACGUGAGCGAUGUCGACAUGCACACCACCAGUUCUUUGCCCGCGAUGAUCGUCGUCGAACCCAACCCAACCCCCCCAGCCUCGGAAGACGACGACGACAAAGCGCUAGUCCGCGUAAAGCGCAUCUUGGAAAUCCUGGACGAAGAUCGAUGCAAAGAAGAUGCCAUGCACACACCACCGCCCCGCACUGCCAAGCGGCUUCGGCGAUGCGAUGUGUAACUUCGUUAAUUUAUGCGACAUCGUUCCCC
Molecule: messenger RNA, 729 nt
Organism: Aphanomyces astaci
Lineage: Eukaryota; Oomycota; Saprolegniomycetes; Saprolegniales; Verrucalvaceae
Exons: 1
Coding region: 29-700 (223 amino acids)
Source: RefSeq, a predicted model, not a curated record